AGCUACAAAAUCCGUUCAGAAGACAGUUCGCACCAUGUAUCGCCUGUGUCUACUCACAUUGAUUGUGGGCCUCACGUCUGCUCAAGAAUUAUCCGGCUGUGGUGGUGAUAGAUAUUUGACUGGAACUACCGGAAAGUUCUGGUCUCAUGAAGACUUUGACGGAACGACCCAAUACCCUAAUGAUGCUUCAUGCCAGUGGAAUAUAGAUGUACCUGACCCCACACAGUUUGUAGAACUUACAUUCAACCACUUUGACGUCGAGGGUUCCAGCUUAUGCCGAUAUGACGGCCUGUUUUUAUACGACGGAACAAGCGAUGCUGCUCCCAUUAUGAUAAGACUCUGUGGUCAUCACAUUCCAUUUCCAGAAGUUACCACUGGGCCUUCGAUGUACGCUACUUUCACAAGCGAUUUUAUCAUCAGGUGGACUGGAUUUGAAGCUGUUUACAACCAACGUGCAACACAACCAAAGACCUGCAGUGAAGAUAUGUUUCUAUGUGGACGGGAUGAUACAAGCGAUUGCGUGACCUUUGUCGAACGAUGCGAUGACAAAUACCAAUGUGAAAUUGAUGAAAUGGGAUGUCCUGGUAACGUUGUGAACUGCGGUGAACCUGCUAUUCCUCCAAACACGGAAGUCAGUAUUCAAGUUGUGAAUGGAACCGAAGCUGUGCCCCACAGCUGGCCAUGGCAGAUCAGUUUACAUAACAAUAAAGGACAUUCCUGUGGAGGGUCAAUUCUUAAUGAUAGAUGGAUAAUCACAGCUGCCCACUGUGUUUUUGGGUCAGUUAAUCAGAUCUAUAUAUUCGAUAUUGUUGCCGGUGAGCAUAAUCUGACAGACCCAGCACCUUCAAGGGCAGAGUAUGCGGUCGAUAAAAUAAUCAUACACGAGAACUACGAUGCCUCUACCUUGGAUAAUGAUAUUGCACUUCUUAGAACCAGAACUCAAAUCACCAUGACUGAUGAAAUAAGUGAAGUAUGUUUACCUGCACAAGACCGGCCAUAUGAAGAUAUGGACGAGGCGUGGAUCACUGGAUGGGGUGACUCUAUGGGGACCAGCGACGAGCGCGCCUUGCAGCAAGCAAGAACCCAACUCUUAAACACAUCAAAAUGUAAUCAUCCCGAGUCCUACAACGGAGAAGUCACCGAAAACAUGAUUUGUGCGGGAUAUUUUGAAGGUGGUAUUGAUACUUGCCAGGGUGAUAGCGGCGGUCCUCUAGUUAUUGAAGAUCCUACAACUCAAAAAUGGAUUCUUUACGGUUUAACGAGCUGGGGAUAUGGUUGCGCUGAACCCAAAAAACCAGGCGUAUAUACAAAAGUUAGUAAAUUCGUCGAUUGGACGAAUAACGUUAUGCUGACAAACCCAUGAGAUUAGAUAUUACUUGAGGUAGAGAACUUCUCAAACCAAAAGGUUAUUCAAUACUCUUCCACAACUGUAUCGUAUUAUAUGUAUUAAAUUUACUUUUAAAA
This is a messenger RNA of Saccoglossus kowalevskii, 1464 nucleotides long. RefSeq names its product acrosin-like. NCBI's taxonomy places the organism in Eukaryota, Metazoa, Hemichordata, Enteropneusta, Harrimaniidae. Gene Ontology annotation, molecular function: serine-type endopeptidase activity. Gene Ontology annotation, biological process: proteolysis. The record is from RefSeq and is a predicted model, not a curated record.